CCCGGCGCUGUCUCCGCGACUCUGUCCCCGCCACUGCGCACCGACGCCGACGCUGCCCCCGCCUCCUCCCUCUCCUCGUCGUCGUCGUCGGCCGUGCUGACCCCCGCUGCCCAGAUAUCCUCAAGUCCUCCGCGGGCCACCCCUACCCCCGCGAACGCAAAAUGUCCAUCGACUUCACCCCCUCGGGCACUCCCCAGGGCAUGUACGGCCAGCCUGACCUCGACCACCCCUUCAACUCCCUCCAGUCUGGCGGCGAGCUGGGCUCGUCGCAUCAUUCCAGCAGCACGCCAGGCGGCAUGCACAUGAAUCCCCACACUCUUGAUCGCGUCGAUGCCCUCGACGUCCCGGACCAGGGUUACGACAUCUUCUCCGGCCCAUCCUCAACCUCUCUGUCGGGCCAGCGCUUCGGUGCCACGACCGGGCCCUCUCCCUCUAUGCCCUCCAAUUAUGGCCUGGGUAGCGACACCAUGUACUCUCAGAAUCCCUUCUCCGACAACAUGUCGUCAUUCCCCAGCUCUACCACCGGUUCGUACGACAUGAUGGGUGGUCUUACCUCCACUCUCGGUAACGGAAAGCCUUCGUCGCUCACGCAAGGUGACGGAGCCGGAAACUUCCACCGUUCUUCUGGCUUCUUCAAUGGCCAGACGAAGGACUUUCACAGUCACGACGUCUUCCCAGACGUCGACCGACGCGCCGGCAAUGUCAGCUCAGGCAGCUACCACUCUGACUUUGGCAACGACUAUGGCGCCAUGGGCAGCGGUCCCGGUAUGGGCAUGGGCUUCAAUCCUUCGCAGCUGCAGCAGUUCCCGGAUCGCAUGGGGCGCAUGUCCAACGACUCGCGAUACGUCUCCCCUCUCUCGCUUCCUAACCACCUGCACCAAGGCCCCGGGAGCGACAUGCUACGUGGGGUGAACCCUCAUGCCAUGCAUGGCUUCAGGUCCGACGGUUCGCUGCCGUCAUAUGAUGACAUGGGCCAGUAUCUGGCGCCCAAUCCCCAAACAGACUUCCCCCUUCGAAUUCCAAGUGUUGACUUAUCGCGCAUGCGCCUUCAGCCGUCGUCUGCGUCCGCCACGGAUCUGCAGACCUUCAUACGCCCGUACGUGGAUCAAUACGUCCGGUCGCCCAACCGACUAGCUUUCGGCGAGCGCACGGUCAUCGUUAUGUCCAGUAAGGUUGCGCAGAAAUCAUACGGCACUGAAAAGCGCUUCCUCUGUCCACCGCCCACCGCGAUUAUGAUUGGUAAUUCCUGGUGGUCAGACGUUGUUCGCCGCGGCGAAGAGCCGAAGUUGUGCCCUCCCCGGGUGGUCGUCUCCAUCUCUGGCGAACCUGCGCCGCAGGAGGGGACUAUCGAGUGGACGGGUGCAACGGGUAAAUCGUUCGAUGUGUCUGACCCGCCCAGCGGUACGACAUAUCUCGGGCGCUGUGUGGGCAAGCAGCUCUUUAUCUCGGACGUUGACGAAAAGAAGAAAAAGGUCGAAGCCCUCGUCAAGAUCAUGGCGCCCUCUGCCGAAGACGAGCCGGAGCGCGUGAUUGGCAUCUUCCCCAGUCGCCCAAUCAAGGUCAUCAGCAAACCGAGCAAGAAGAGGCAAAGCGCUAAGAACCUAGAGCGUACGUUGGCGUCCCGGUCUUCCUUCAAAGGAUCUGACGGCGCGCCGCUCAUGGGCUUGGACCAGCGUGUGCGGACACAGACACCGUCCUUUAUCGCUCGGACGGCCAGUUGGGACCCUUUCAUCAUGUACAUUGUCGACGUCAAUAACCCGCCGAUCCCCAUCUACUACAACCAGACGGUCGUGCUGCAGUGUCUGACCUCAGGUGUUGUCAGCCCUGUGCUCAUAAUUCGCAAGGUUGACCAUCAGACGAUCGUUGUUGGUGGCGGUCUUCAGGAGGGCGCGAAGGGUAUUGCCGACCACUACUGCUCAGUGGGCGAGGUUUGCGGCGAUCCCGUUUCACAGCUGCACAAGAUCGCGUUUGAGGUGUACGACCCUAGCCGCGGCGCUCCGGAACCGGGCACCCCCGGCCAGAGUGGUGCGUUCCUCUCGUGCAUGGGCGAAAAGGUGAAUACCUACCGUCCGGUCGACGGUCGCCAGUGGAACUCUCCGCAAGGCGGUGCGUCGCGCGACGGCGACUCACCUACAGCGACACCUACUUCGCCGGGAGACACGACGCCGACGUCUACUAGUGGCUCAGCGGACUACUUCGGGUCUGGGAGCAUGAGCAGCACGCCGACAUCGCCGGACGGGACUGACUUCCCAUCGAAUGAUGGUGGCCGCGUUAAGAAGGCAAAGCGCGGAUCGUCGAGUGCGGGUGGAAUCACGAAGCCGAACUCCCAAAAAGGCCGGCGAAGGCCCACAUCCGCGGGCUCUGCGGGCUCUGGACGUCGCGGCUCCGCGAGCGACUCGACUGCAUCGUCAGGGGCUCUCUGGCAGGUCGAUAUCGGGGAGACAAGCGUGUGGACGAUCGUGGGGACUGACCAGAUACGGUACAAUUUCUACGUGCCUCCCGUCCUUUUCGACAACCAAAAUGCCCCUCAGACCAGUUCGUUCCCGAUACCGUCGAAGCCUGUCACCCCCUUCCCAGGAGUGGUGAAGUACCUCCCGCCCGACAGAGCGGCGGAAAUCCCGAAGCACCACACGGGUGCGCGCGGGGCUCUCGCGAAGCCGAACCCUCACACGUCGAAGAUGCUGACCGUUUAUGGGGAGAACUUCUCCAAGACGGAUCCUGUCACCGUCUUCUUCGGGUCAGAGCCAUCGCCUUAUGUGGAGGUUCGGUGUGGCGAAGUACUCGGAUGCUUGCCGCCAGAAUCGCAGGUCACGAAGCGCCGACCGGUCAUCCUGGUGCGGUACGACGGUGUCGUCUUCCCCUCGAAUGUGAUGUAUCCAUGAACAUUAUACCUGCUGUCGUCUUACUGUGUACAUAUGCUUACUAUUGUCGCGCUCCUCCCGUGUCGGUCUACCUCGCAUUCACUAUCGCAUCUCUCGCUAUCAUGAUUUAUCGUCUGUCCCUGCAGUAGAUCUAUAUCGUUGCGCAUCUGUCGGAUUCGCUGGUGGAUAUGAAGCCUUCAGCUGCCCUGUACUUGUAUCGAUAGAGCUGGAAUGAACAUGACUAUCCUGUGUCGUACACGAUCGUACGUCA
This is a messenger RNA of Fomitopsis serialis, 3132 nucleotides long. RefSeq lists its product as uncharacterized. Gene Ontology annotation, biological process: regulation of transcription by RNA polymerase II. The transcript is spliced from 7 exons. Lineage: Eukaryota; Fungi; Basidiomycota; Agaricomycetes; Polyporales; Fomitopsidaceae. The record is from RefSeq and is a predicted model, not a curated record. Gene Ontology annotation, molecular function: RNA polymerase II cis-regulatory region sequence-specific DNA binding; DNA-binding transcription activator activity, RNA polymerase II-specific. Gene Ontology annotation, cellular component: nucleus. Bases 162 to 2882 code for a protein of 906 amino acids.